CGUCAAAAGUUGACAAGUGUUUCCACUGGUUCUCAGAGUGAAGUGAAGCAUCGAUGUUAUUACCGUGACAAUGUGUCCACGUAAUUUUGUCAACUGUUUAGAAACAAUCUCGUGAUUAGAACGGUAAACACCAAGCAAUUAAUAAUUAAAUGGAGGCAAAGCUUGAGGCUUAUAGAACGAGAAAACGUCGAGAAGCGAUGGUGGAAAAGGCGAAAAAUUCUAUAAAAGGGGUUUUGUCUUGGCAGGAACAGCCUGUGCCUUUGUUGUCCAAAAAACUUGAGGACAGAGAUGACCUGGAGAGUAUCACUUCGGAGGAGAGCAUCGACGUAUCACCACAGAGAAAUUCAACAAUUACACAAGUGAUUUAUUUCAUUUAUUUCUUACUAUGGGCAACACUCUACGUCAUAGCACUGCAAUUUGAGUUCGGCGCUGUUUACUUUAUACUCUCGGCUUUGGUAUUUAUAUGGAAAAAUACGAGGUCGGGCCCCAAGAAAAAAGGAGAGGUCAGUGCUUACUCUGUUUUCAAUCCCAACUGUGAGGCCAUUCAGGGAUCGAUUAAUAUGGAGCAAAUUGAAAGGGAGAUGGGAUGGGGAACACACAGCUGAAUUCUACAGUCAAUUGUAUAAAUAAUUCAGUACUCAAGUGGUGGAAUAAGUUAUGUCGAAUAUCAAAUUUUUAAUUAGAGAAGAGUUUUUGUGACGACUCUUCCAAACAUUGUUAAGUACUGAGAUAAUCCAACAAUCCAUGUUAAUUUCAGUGACUCAUUCUUGAAAAUUGUGAUUUGAAAAAGUAUAAGAAAUUGUUUUUUGAGUAUUGCUAAUCAACUACAAAGUUUUUCCAAGGUAAAAAUAAUUACGAACUAUGAAUGAAACUAAAUGGAAUGAAACCUUUCAUUGCAGGAAAUGAGAAAUAAUUAAUAUAGUGACUAAUUGACGUGAUUCUAUCACAUUUGGUUUAUUGAACUCCGAUUUAAGUCAUGUCCUGUAAUAUUUGAAUGACUGUAUCGAAACACGAGAGCAUUUUCCCAAGAAUCUGAAUAAUUUCUUGAUUUUUCUGUGAUUUGGCAAUUAAUGUAAUGUCAGUUUGUGAUUGAAAGUUGUCGUCAGGACACAGGAGAGCUCUUUCCACGUCUUUCAGCAAGUCGUUUGUCAUUCGCACUACUAGAGACCUAGAGACAUUCAUAAAAAACGUGAUUAUGAAUAAAUGUGUAAUAAAGUUUUUUAUUGAUAAUAAUAAAUGGAAGUUAUGGAGUUAA
This is a messenger RNA of Diachasma alloeum, 1255 nucleotides long. RefSeq names its product SAYSvFN domain-containing protein 1 (gene Saysd1). The transcript is spliced from 2 exons. The coding region runs from base 150 to 605 and encodes 151 amino acids. The record is from RefSeq and is a predicted model, not a curated record. Lineage: Eukaryota; Metazoa; Arthropoda; Insecta; Hymenoptera; Braconidae.